AGCGUUGUUGCCAUGGAGACGCGGCUUAAUGGCCGCCGCCGAGCGGCGCCGCGGCCGUGAUUGACACUCACCAAGCACCUUCGAAGACCUUUCCUCCACCUUGAGAAGUGCAUUGAGAAGGAAAAGAUCUUGUGAAAGAGCUUGUGAAAUUCCUGUCCUGUCAAAAAGGAGUUGGUGGAGUUAUCCCUGAAACCACUCAGAUCCAGCUCUACGUUGAAGAUGGCAUCAUGCCUUUACGAAUGCCUUUGUGAAGCAGAACUUGAAAAAUACUAUCCCCACUUGGCUGCGUUUGGUGUUGAGACAAUAGAUGAGCUUGCCGAGGUUGCCCUGGAAGAUUACUCCAAACUGGGAGUCCAUGACAUAAAUGACCGUAAACGUCUUUUCCACCUCAUUAGAAUAAUCAAAUACACACAAGAAGAAGGCGCUGCAAACUUAAGCAAGCAGGAUUUUCAACCACAUGGCCUUUUCAUUCAGCCUCAGGUGACCAAGUCAGGACCCCGCAGACAGCUGCGUUUCGAGUCCUUUUGUGGAGAAAAUGAUGGAACAGUUAAAGACUCUGAACCGGAGUUGUAUCAGUCGUCUGAUUUCAGUGCCAAUGAAGAGAAGGACAGUGUGGGGGAAAUGCUGGGACACAUCCCACCACACAAUCCAGAACCGAUCAGAUUAACUAGAAGAGACCUAAAUAUUGCUGGAAUAGGUACAAAAAAUGACCUGAGCUGUCCAACAGUUUCUGAUGAUAUUGCUCCUCUCCUGGGCGAUUCUGAAGUUCCUAUUGUACAAAGAGUAACUCAUAUUUCAGGGUAUAAUUAUGGACUACCUCAUUCCUGUAUCAGAUCCAAUACUUUCGACAAAGAGACUCCAUGGACAGAGAGUGACAAAAUCAGAGUGUGUGUCCGAAAACGUCCUCUCUGCCUGAGGGAGGAGAGACGUGGGGAGGCAAAUAUAAUCACAGUGAAAGAUCAGGAAACCCUACUUCUGCACGAGAGGAAGGAGGCAGUUGAUCUUACACAAUACAUUUUACAGCAUGUUUUUUGUUUUGAUGAAGUCUUCGAGGAGUCAUGUACCAACCAGGAUGUGUACAUGAAGACAGCUUAUCCUCUCAUUCAACAUAUUUUUAACGGAGGCAAUGCAACUUGCUUUGCAUAUGGGCAGACUGGUGCUGGCAAGACUUACACCAUGAUAGGGAAUCACCGGACCCCAGGGCUCUAUGCCCUGGCUGCCCAGGACAUCUUUAGGUACCUGGAAGCAUCACCAUCCAGGAAAGAGCAAGUGGUUCUGAUCAGUUUUUAUGAGAUCUACUGUGGACACCUUUAUGACCUGCUAAAUGGAAGGCAAAGGCUUUUUGCAAGAGAAGAUGGCAAGCACGUCGUUCAGAUAGUUGGACUGCGGGAGGUUCAGGUGGAUUCUGUAGAUGAGCUGUUGGAGGUGAUUUUGAAGGGAGGAAAAGAACGUAGCACAGGAGUUACUGCUGUCAACUCAGAUUCCUCUCGGUCUCAUGCUAUCAUCCAAAUUCAAAUUAAAGACACAAGCAACAGGGCAUUUGGGAGGAUAUCAUUCAUUGACUUGGCUGGCAGUGAAAGAGCAGCUGAUGCCAAAGAAAAGGAUCGACAAACAAAAAUGGAAGGAGCAGAAAUAAACCAAAGUCUUUUGGCACUAAAGGAAUGCAUUCGGGCGUUGGAUCAGGAACAAGUGCAUACUCCUUUCCGGCAAAGCAAGUUAACUCUGGUGCUGAAAGACUCUUUCAUUGGCAAUUCCAAGACAUGUAUGAUAGCCAAUGUUUCACCAAGCAACCUAGCUGCAGAGCACACCCUGAACACUCUGCGAUAUGCUGACAGGGUCAAAGAGCUGAGGAGAGGGAUUAGAUACCCUGCCCCUGUCACAAAAAGGCGUCGCAAAGCUGGAACUGUAUCUCCAAGGCUUAUCCCAGGCUCUCCCUUUCUGCCACCUGGGGAAAAGAGUUCUCCAAAGAAAGUGAAGCUAGGCCUACAGCAUCCCUCAAGUGCUGCAAAACCAAAGGCAUAUCCUGCAACACUCCAGCCACCUGGUGUCCCUCUCACCUCUACCCCCAAGGGAACUGGCAAAGGACAUGCCUACAUAGAAGAUACCAGCACUCCCUGCUUCCACCACACCACACCAGUUAAGGGAGUCCUAGAAAUAACACAUCCCCUGAAGAAAAGUUACCUAUCCCCCCUCCCUGAAAAGAGUUCCUCAGUGGAGGAUUUCAUUGCCAAAGAAGAGAGUAGCCAGCAAGACAAGUAUAUGCAAAACAGAACACCUGUCCAGUGCCUGAAAGUUCAGACAGUGCAACCUCUUCAGAAACAAUUUGUUCCUAAUGACGAUAAUUCCUCUGGAGAUGGCAAUCUCCAAAGCGAACAGGAAUGGGGAAAUGCUUUUGCUAAACAGUCUGUUGAACCGUGGACAUAUCUGCCUCCAUAUCAGAAGGAAAGGGAAGAGCAUUUACGUCUUUAUCACCAGCAGUUUCAGCAACCCCCUAUUCUAAAGCAAAAAUUGAACUAUCAGCCCCUUGAAAGGUUUUUAAUGCAGUACAAGCCCGAGGAGAUUCAAUUGAAGCAGGAGCUGAGCCUACCUCCAACUGAAGGGCAGAGCAAAGAGUGGAUACAGCAGGAAGAUCUGGAUGACAGUGAUUUCAGUGAAGAUUCUUUCUCACCUGUCUGUAGUCAAAAGAGUGUGAAAAGAGAAAAUAGCAGCAAAUCCAGUCAACAUUCAUUUUUCCUUCAUGAAAGAGAGCAAGGAACCGAAGAGGAACAAAAAGGCCAAAAGCGGCAGGAUUUAUUUUUUAAAUAUUCAAUACCCACGGAAGAUCACAGAUUAGAUGACAGCUGGGAUUGUAGUGAGGGCCGUUCAGCAGUAGAGGAACCCAUUAAAAAUGCAGGCUGCAGCAAAACUCCAGCAGACUGGAGCUAUGACUUAGCUGAAUUCCCUCCCAGCAAUACUGCAGAAAAACCUUACUGUCUGCAGGAAGAUCCUGCUUGCAGCUGGAGAAAUGGCAAGGACUUCCUAGCUGAUCACAAAGACAACAAGUCCAAACACAAACGUCUUGUUUACUCCAGUGAAGCCACCUUAACUCCAGAAACAGAUGCUUCAACCCCGUGUGUAUCUCCUGUAUUGAAAUCAGGAACUCCAGAGUGCAAAGAAUUUGAUCUCCAGCCUGAGGAGAAGGAAGAAUCCACACUGGCUAAAAAGGCUACCCUUGUAGGAGGAGACGUAAAUUGGAAAGCUCAAAAAAAUGGAGUCAGCCACUACGUUUCCUCCAGCUGUUCCUCAGACUUCACCUCUGAGCUCAUGACCCCGCCCCGGGUGUCAUCUCUUGAUGGUGAGGACACAACUAAAACAGAGAAAGCAACUUCCAACCAAGAGCAGCCCCACAGCGAGAAGCAGGUGCCAGACAGUGACACCCAGACCAGCUUUGAGGACGAGGGCUGGCAGUGCACCAGGAGCAGAUCCAUGACCGACAGCAUGCUGGAGCUGGCGGAGCAGCCCGGCCACGGGGAAAGGCUCUGUGCCCUGCUGGGCUCCUCUCAAGCCAAGAACAAGAAGCUCCCACCCACCUGCGGCCGUGUGAAGCCAUGCUGCUGCCACCUGCGAUCAGUUUUGUCCAAGCAGGGGGUCCGGCGCAGUUUGUUUCUUGAACGUGACCCGACAGAAACAUCCACAGCUGGAUCCCCAGCUGGAUCCGCCGUCCCUGGGCCAGAGACCCCCUCUCAGGAGAGCAGCCGGCUGCAGCAGCCCAAGCCAGGAGCGAGGAAUGAGGACCUCACCCAUUUUGAAGACCCUGCCAAGUCAUCGUUCAGCAAUGAGGAGACAGGGUUGCUUAAAAACAAGUCAAAGCAGAGUAUUUUUACACAGGAGACUUUUGCUGCAGAUGCAGGAUUUGUAACCAAAGAUAAUAAGCCAAUAGCAAAUGCAAAAUGCCCCUCACAGCUGUCCAGCAGCUGUUCUCCACGUGCUGCAUCAGAGAUGGGGAAACGGCAGAGGGAAGCCCUAGAAAAGGCACAAAAGGCUCUAAUUCGUGCUCAUCAGCAGCAGCUGGAUGAACUGGCACACCUGUGCUUCAAAGAGGAGUGCUUGAUAAAUCAGAUGUCAGCAAUGGAUUUUCAGAAUUUCAUGGCCACGCUGGAUGAAAUCUUGGUGCUGAAGUCAAAGUGUGUCCAAACAAUGCGAGCCCAGCUUCAGCUCUGUUCAGCCUCCCCUGGCACUGACAAAUCACUGCAAACACGUCCAUCCGUUUAGACCUUCUUUGCUUGCACAUGCACUGGAGCAGCUUCAGGAAACGCCAGCCAGCACUUUGCUACACCUGGUGCUGCAGAGUGUGGGUGGUAGGGGAUAGGUUUUGGUUUGAUAUGUUUGUGACUAGCAUGUGUUUUAUAUAAGAGUGGAGCGAAUUCUGAGUAAAUGAGAGAUGACUAAUUAGCACCA
Zonotrichia albicollis (white-throated sparrow) is the source of this 4437-nucleotide messenger RNA. RefSeq names its product kinesin family member 24 (gene KIF24). The record is from RefSeq and is a predicted model, not a curated record. Gene Ontology annotation, cellular component: microtubule. Gene Ontology annotation, molecular function: microtubule binding; microtubule motor activity; ATP binding. Gene Ontology annotation, biological process: microtubule-based movement; microtubule depolymerization. Lineage: Eukaryota; Metazoa; Chordata; Aves; Passeriformes; Passerellidae.